Messenger RNA from Colletotrichum paranaense, 1374 nucleotides. RefSeq names its product proline-rich. The record is from RefSeq and is a predicted model, not a curated record. Bases 1 to 1374 code for a protein of 457 amino acids. The transcript has 2 exons. NCBI's taxonomy places the organism in Eukaryota, Fungi, Ascomycota, Sordariomycetes, Glomerellales, Glomerellaceae. Gene Ontology annotation, molecular function: actin binding.
AUGCCCCCUCCACCUCCGCCGCCGCCGCCGAUGCCUGCGAUGGGCGGCCCUCCUCCGCCUCCCCCGCCGCCAGGAGGUCCUCCUGGAGCUGGCAAUCUACCUUCGAGACCACCACCAGGAGGCAGAGGCGCUCUACUCUCCGACAUCACGAAAGGCAAGGCUCUCAAGAAAGCCGUUACGAACGAUAGAUCUGCGCCGGUAGUUGGGGGUUCGUCUGGUGGCGUUUCCUCCGGAGGACCGCCUCUAGGAGGUGCGCCUCCGGUCCCAGGCUUUGGUGGUGCCCCUAAACCUCCCGGUGGCCUCGCUCCUCCGGUGCCCGGAAAUCGAGCUAGAAGCAAUAGCGACCAGAGCGGGCGAGAAAGCGCGCCUGCACCGCCCACACAGGCAGCACCACAAUUAGGGGGACUCUUUGCGGGAGGCAUGCCGAAGCUGCGGAAGACUCGUGGCGCCGUUGAUACCGGUGCUUCUAUGGACUCGUCAUAUCUGUCGGAUCCCGAGAGCAAUGUGCGGUCGUCCUCUGCGCCGAAGCCACCCACAUUCGGAGCACCAAAACCUCCUGGCGGUGCGGCGCCGGCCCCGCCGGGAAGGCCGCCUUUACCUCCUCCCAACGCCGCACCGGCCCUGCCACCAUCCAUUGCCAACUUGCGCAAGACGCCCAGCGAUCUACCUCGGCCAGGCUCUUCAGCAUCGAUGAAAGGACCUCCGCCUCCUAUAGGCAAGAAGCCGCCGCCACUGCCAGCAUCCCGGAAGCCCUCGACUACGCCCAGCCACCCGCCUCCAUUACCUGGAUCGCCAGCUCCAGGAGCACCCCCUCCACCACCUCCAUCGUCUGCUCCAGCACUUCCGUCCGCACCCCCCUCGGCGCCGCCACCACCCCCUGCUGCUGCUGCUCCCAGAGCUCCAGCGCCAUCGCCUCCGUCGAGGUCCCCAGCACCUCCACCUCCUCCACCGGCCUCAAACGGACCUUCGCCGCUGGCAAUGCAAGCCGCUUUACGAGCAGCCGGUCAGGCAUCUCCAAGUGCUGCUCCACCGCCUCCCCCAUCGGUGGCCCCCUCGCCCCCCGCCUCUGCACCUCCUCCACCAACAGCACCCCCUACGAGGGCCCGUGCUGGUUCUGGUCUACGAUCUUCUAUGCUAGAUCCAAGCGCCUUCACGCUUGCUCCCAAUGGUGCAAAGAGUCCAAGUCCUACUCGAACGAACACAAUGAGCAGUCUCAAUGUCGGCGGUGGUGGUCAACGAUACAUCGUACAAGAUCCUCGAUGGAAGUUCCAGGAUGAUGCCAUGUUGCCAAAGCCAAGGGACUUUGUAGGCGGUCCCCGACGAUACAGAGCCGGCAGAGGUAGCAGUGUUCCUCUUGAUCUCAGCGCCCUAUAA